AUGGGAAGAAACAACAUGACCAAAUCGGAUGCAGGACGAAUCCAGGCUGGCCAGGCUAAGGGCGGCCACGAUAUGUCGUCGGGAAGCUUUGCUGCUCGAGCCCAGGCUGCUGGGGAUCGCAACCAAGCUGCGAUGGCUGCUGCUAGUCGACAGAACACGGGUUCGGGCGCUGGGACUCAGACCAGAGGUACCAACGGUGGUGGAGGAUCCGGCAAGAAGUAA
Hypoxylon trugodes is the source of this 222-nucleotide messenger RNA. RefSeq lists its product as uncharacterized. The transcript has 2 exons. Lineage: Eukaryota; Fungi; Ascomycota; Sordariomycetes; Xylariales; Hypoxylaceae. The record is from RefSeq and is a predicted model, not a curated record. Bases 1 to 222 code for a protein of 73 amino acids.